AUGGCGUGCACAUGGAUCAUCGCAGCCCUGCUGUACAUGGUGGCUCUUGUAUCACCGCUCCAGAUCCUACCGCCGAUACCCGCUUUUAAUGACGGGGACACCGCGGAGAUAUGGGACUUGACAGCCAGCUCUCAAAAGAUCUACAUCGACGCGGGCUUUGCCUCUUCAAAGGAUACGGAUGGGCUGACUCUCAUCCCACCGAGCAGUCAUGACUUCGCUGAGGUCUUCCUGGAGGACCUGAACCGCAUCACAGGUGUGGAUUGGUCGCUCGAGACAGUCGAGUCACUCCCAGACCCUGCGGACGCCAAUGGCGCCAUUCUCCUGGGUGCCUUCACGGGCGAUAACUCGUCCAUGGUCUAUGAAAGCGGCGAGCUUACAUCCGAGGGCUACGAGCUCGAAAUCUCGUCCUCGUCCGUCUUUAUCGGCGGUGUCGGUGCAAGAGGUAUGUGGUGGGGGACCCGGACUGUUCUCCAGAUGCUGCUCGUCGGGAACAACACGUUGCCUUCUGGCCGGACAACGGAUGCCCCAGCCUACGCCACCCGUGGGUACAUGUUUGAUGCCGGGCGCAAAUGGUAUAACAAGGGAUUCCUCAAGGAGAUGUGCAGCUACGCGUCAUUCUUCAAAAUGAACGAAUUUCACUACCAUCUCAGCGACAACUACCCACUCAACCGUGGCCGCAAUGAGACAUGGCAGGACGUUUAUUCACACUUUAGUCUGCUACCUGAGGAUGAGUCUCUGCUGGGUAUCCUCCAUGGCCGCGAGAACGAGACCCUCUCGCGAGAGGACUAUGCUGAUAUGCAGAGCCACUGCGCACGGCGAGGCAUUGCUGUUAUCCCGGAGAUCGAAGCACCCGGCCAUUGUCUCUAUGUGACCAAGUGGAAGCCCGAGCUUGCACUUGAGAAACGAGACCUGCUCAACCUCUCUCACCCAGACACUAUGCCUACGAUCCAGCGCAUCUGGUCUGAAUUCCUGCCCUGGUUCGAUGUCAAGGAGGUACAUGUCGGUGCAGACGAGUACGACUCUACGUUGGCGGACGAUUACAUUGGGUUCGUCAACGAGAUGGCCGAUUUUAUCAACUCCACCACGGACAAAAGCAUUCGCAUUUGGGGCACGCCCAUGGAAGAGCCAAAAGACAAGAAUCUCCGCAUCAACAUGGAUAUUACCAUCCAGCAUUGGCAAUACGGCCAGUCCGACCCCCUCGAGCUCAUCGACCAGGGCCACAAUAUUAUCAACUCUCAGGACUGGUGGGCAUACAUGAGCAUCAAGAACGACCACAUGCCCAUCAUCCCGGCCCCAUAUCCGCAGUUCUUCAACGAAUCGCGUAUUCUUAACUUUGCCGACCAGCCCGGGUGGCAGUGGACGCCCGCUGAUUUUAACAAUGUCAACACAACAGAACAGCCAGAGCCAAAUGAGCCAUUUCUCAAAGGCGCCGUUAUGGCUGCGUGGAACGACAACGGUCCAGAUGCUUCGACGAAGCUGGAGAUGUACUAUGCUAUGCGCAGGGGUAUUGCCCUGGUUGGCGCCCGUGCGUGGAGUGGUAUCCGUGGACCUGAAGUUCAACCGGAGACACUAGACGCCAGCAUCGACUUCUUCUCACCUCUAGCGCCGACGCAGGAUCUGGAUCGUGUCAUUCCCGUCCCUGGAAACGACAGUGAUGGCCCUCUUGUCUCCUGGAAUCGCUCCUCCUCCGAUAACGACACCGUCAAACUCGGCAAAGGCAGCAAGGGCUUAAACUACACCCUCACCUUAACAGCCACCGGGCCCUUUACGCUCUCAAGCAACGACAACACCUUCUCCUUCAACAACGACGGCACCCUAUCUUUCAUUGAAGACGGCUACAUCUACCCACUCCGCUCCGUCACACCGGAGGACGCCCUAGAGCUGGACCCCGGCCACCCAGGCCGUAUCUGGGUAAACACAACCUCGACGCACGAGCCUGUUAUUAUCGACGCCUCCGAGGCUGUACCAGUAGCCAUCACCGUCUCCACUGAUGUCGUACAUGGUGCUGUGGUCUGGAUUAACGGGCAGCUGGAAGGCCGGUUUGAGGUGUUUGUGUAUGGGGGCCGGAAUACGGAGUUCAGUUGGAGUCAGAUGGCCUUUGUUGCGCCGCUUGAGGAUAUCGAGGGGGUGGGAUUGGCGAGUUUGGAGAUUCAUGGGAGAAGUGAGUUUGAGGAUUAUCGGGUCGGGUCAUUGUCGCUAGGGUCAUCGAGAUAG
Molecule: messenger RNA, 2214 nt
Organism: Aspergillus mulundensis
Lineage: Eukaryota; Fungi; Ascomycota; Eurotiomycetes; Eurotiales; Aspergillaceae
Product: beta-N-acetylhexosaminidase
Exons: 1
Coding region: 1-2214 (737 amino acids)
Biological process (GO): carbohydrate metabolic process
Molecular function (GO): beta-N-acetylhexosaminidase activity
Source: RefSeq, a predicted model, not a curated record